GCAAUCGAUCCGUUCGGGAAUCGGAUGGGAUGAGGCCCAAAGGCAACUGUAAAGUGGGAAGGACUGGCUGGAAGGAAAAAGACUAUAAAAGGCUAUCGAUUCCUUCACUGCAGAGGGUCUUCUUCCCACCAACCACAUCUCAACUUGUGCCGAAAACCAGAAAAAGAAAAAGAAAAAAACUGAUACUUCUAAUAUCAUCAUCAUGCUUGCUCCCUCUCAUCACCUUGCCCUUGUUAUGUCUCUGCUCACCGGAGCUUGGUUGGCUCGUACAACUUUCGCUGCAUUGAACUGUGCUGGUGGCGAAGUAGUUGAUUGGAACGAGUGCACUCGAGCCAUCGCAACUAUCGUCUAUGAUAAGCCAAAGAACACUCUCGAUAGAGUCUCGAGCAGGUUUGCGAAGCUCUCGGGCAAUUGUACCAUACUUGUCAACAAUCCCGAUAGGGAGGUAGUAACCAAGCAACAAAUCGAGGCUGGUUUCAAGAGUAUCUUGGACGCAUGCAAACCCAAUACGGGUUCAAUCAGCUUAUCCGAUUCAGUUUAUGUUGAAAGCCAAAACCAUCAAUCACUGCAUGAUACCGAUUACCUCGCUCCUACCACUUUGGCCUGUGGUCUCAACAGCAACGCACCAUUAACUGUGGACAAAGAUUGUCAAGAUGCGUUCGACAGUAUUUCCGUCGAUCGGUGGGGUCGGUUGUUGGGUGAUAAGGGUAAACCGGCACCUUCCGUAUUGAAGACAUUGAAAACCUGCACGGUACUCAUCUAUACAACUGAUGCCUCCCAACUCAUCGCGAAAAAGGCCGAGAUUGGCGUAGUAGUUUCGAAGACAAUCAAACAAUGCAAAGGCCAGUCGGGAGUCAUAGGAUUAACGAAGGGAGGAAGCGGCAAUAAUGGUCUGACGGUGGUCAAAGUAAGAAGCAGCAAGCGAUGCGGUAGUCGAGUUGAUUCCGAAGGACAAUAUUGUGCCCCCUAAUUUAUCAUCACUUAUUCAAACAGUCUUCAGAAUCAUCCUCUGAAUGAUCGAUUCUUCACAGUUGAAAGGGGCCUCUCAGCUGUAGUAUACUGAAAGCUUCUGGCAUCACUUCCACUUUCUUCUUCCAAAAACUCCAUGGCAUUUAAAAUGUUGUAAAACAAAUUUAUGUAUGAAUGGAGCUGAUCAUGUACUCCUUGUUGAAAAGCUUUUUUCUCUCUCUG
This is a messenger RNA of Puccinia graminis f. sp. tritici CRL 75-36-700-3, 1191 nucleotides long. RefSeq lists its product as uncharacterized. The record is from RefSeq and is a predicted model, not a curated record. The transcript is spliced from 9 exons. NCBI's taxonomy places the organism in Eukaryota, Fungi, Basidiomycota, Pucciniomycetes, Pucciniales, Pucciniaceae. The coding region runs from base 203 to 970 and encodes 255 amino acids.